GAAAGGCUAGGAAUCGGAUCGGAAUCAAAAGGAAUAGGAAUCGGAUACUUGAGAUUAAAAUGUGAAUUCCUCUUAUCAAUUCCUGUGUGCAUAUUUUCAGAAAAGUACAUGCGUUGCAUGAUCUGCUGAUAUCUCAAUAAAAGCCCUUAUGAAAAUUAUCGAUAUUUUUUACUAUAGUAAGCAUAGUUUAGCUAUAGAAUUUGAAUUAAAGCAAAGGAAUCACAAAUUAACCAUAGUUGCAUUAUAGUAGCUGCAGUUUAACCAUGAUGUAGUUCAACUAUGAUAAUACAAAUUGUAAUAAAUCAGAAAAGGUGUGUUUCUAUGUGUAAAUAUACACAAAACGGUGCUCAUAAAUAUAUAUAUAUAUUUUGCAAACAAGUCAAUAAGCAGGCUAAAUGACCAUACAGGUUGAUAUCUAAAUGUUUUACUUCAACUGUGGAAUCGAUAAGAAUCGAAAUCGAUAAGCAGAAUUGGAAUCGGAAUCGAUUAAAUUGAAACGAUUCCCAACCCUAAUCGUGAUGCUCCCGCUGAAUGAAUUCCCGCGUCUGGGCGGAAGAUGGCGCCCGCCUUGCAGCGAUUCCAGUGCACCGAGUGUCCGAAUUUACUCACUCGUUUUCACCCGCUCCUUAAAGUGGACUAUGGUUACACAAUCUCUCUCCUAUUACAUCUCUAUAGGCUUCACGCUGCAUGGGUGUGCAAAAAACACCCAGGCCACAAAGAAAAAUAUUUUAGUAAUACAGUUAUUUCGAGUGUUCAAUGCAAAAAAAAAUGUUCAUGCUCUAAAACAAUAUCAACUUCAUUAGCAGCAGCAGCAUAAAAUUAUACAAUACAUAACUGCUACAUUUUUGCACACAAAUACAUUAGUAGAAUAGUUUUAGUGGCAAAUAAUAUUUGACCUGUUUGAUGCUGUCCAUUGAAAACAUGCACAAUUUAAUAUGGGGAGGGGGGGAGACAGACUGAUGCCAUAUAACAUUUAGUAAUUUAGCAGAGAGACACCAAAUCUAAUUUCAAACAAGUAAAAUAAAAAAACUAAUGCAAUUGCCGCAUUUAAGGGAACAGAAAUCAGAAACUAUUUUUCAGGCUGGGUGGUAUUAUUAAUUAAAUCCACCAGAUGGCAGUAAGAAUCCUAUAUGUUUCGCCGCAACUGAGUAAAUUGAAGAAGAACCUGCCUGAAUUUCACGUGAUUCAGUCAAACAAAAACAGUAUUUUAAAGAAACAACUUAUUAUUAAACAUUGAGCUAAUUAUACAUUUAAAUAUAUCUAAGGCACGGACUACUGCGGAAAAUGAAAUGCAUUUAGACAUAGGGCGCAGACCUCGAGCUUCACAGUUCGAUUUGGGAUUGAAUUAGAUGCUUGGCUACAAAGCACAGACAGACUGAUGAGAUAAAAACAAAUCUAUACAGUUAUCUUUAAAUCGGGUUUUAAAUAAUAUCGCACCAUGAGAAGAAGACCGCAGUCUGAAGUUUUGGCACCGGUUUAUCUCAGGACUGGGAGCGAGAAAGCAGUUUCUGCAGCAACUCAGUCAAAGUUUCACACGGAUCUCUGGCUGUGUUUCACUCUCCAGAACUGGAUACUGGACUUUGGGAGACCAAUAGCUAUGAUUGUCCUACCUUUGGAAUGGUUUCCUCUAAAUAAGCCCAGUGUUGGGGAUUAUUUUCAUAUGGCCUACAAUGUUAUUACACCCUUUCUAUUACUGAAGCUGAUUGAGCGGAGCCCCACAGCCCUUCCUCGCUCAGCUGUUUAUCUCAGCAUCAUCACUUUUGUCAUGGGUGCCAGCAUUCACCUGGUGGGAGACUCCAUCAACCAUCGGCUCAUCCUCAGUGGAUACCAGCUUCACCUUUCUGUCAGAGAGAACCCUAUUAUCAAGGAUCUAAAGCCUGCCUCAUUGAUUGAUUCCUUUGAGCUUCUGUAUUACUAUGACGAGCACUUAGGACAUUGUAUGUGGUAUAUCCCAUUCUUUCUCAUCCUCUUCCUGUAUUUUACUGGGUGCUUUACACAAGUUAAAGACAUGAGGAUGCCUCAGUCAGGUUGGCUGCUACUUGGUCCCAGUGCAGUCUACUACUGGUAUCUGAUUACUGAGGGACAGAUCUUUGUCUUGUACAUCUUCACAUUUUUUGCCAUGGUUGCCACUGUGAUGCGUCAGAGGCAGAUGGGCUUCAGACUAGACAGCAAUGGCCGUUUUCUCUUCUAUAACUUCAUCAUUACUCUGGGAUUAGUGCUGAUUUGGGUCGCAUAUCUGUGGAAUGAUAAAGUCUUGCGUAAAAAAUAUCCUGGUAUCAUUUAUGUUCCAGAGCCUUGGUCCUUUUACACUUUACACAUCAAAGCCAGCUAAGUGUUGUACUCAGAUUAACUACUAAAGAAAUGAUAUCACUUUCGGUUGCGAUCAGGAACAUGAAAAUCCCUUAAAAUCUAUAAACGUCCAGUUACUAUGAUUUUUUUAAAUAGAAUAAUAAAGACUUAUUCACUGAUUUACUGAAAUAUUGUUGCUUUUAUGUACUUGUUAUAUUUUAAUAAAAUCAACACCUGUUUGUUCCCCCGAAAAUACA
Messenger RNA from Triplophysa rosa, 2546 nucleotides. RefSeq names its product CLN6 transmembrane ER protein a (gene cln6a). NCBI's taxonomy places the organism in Eukaryota, Metazoa, Chordata, Actinopteri, Cypriniformes, Nemacheilidae. Bases 1439 to 2332 code for a protein of 297 amino acids. The record is from RefSeq and is a predicted model, not a curated record. The transcript has 8 exons.